Centropristis striata (black sea bass) is the source of this 741-nucleotide messenger RNA. RefSeq names its product beta-crystallin B3-like. Gene Ontology annotation, molecular function: structural constituent of eye lens. The coding region runs from base 16 to 741 and encodes 241 amino acids. NCBI's taxonomy places the organism in Eukaryota, Metazoa, Chordata, Actinopteri, Perciformes, Serranidae. The record is from RefSeq and is a predicted model, not a curated record. The transcript has 5 exons. Gene Ontology annotation, biological process: visual perception; lens development in camera-type eye.
CAGUGGAUCAGGAGGAUGUCGGAGCAGCAGAGUGCCCCGGAGCAGCUGGCUGCUGGGAAGAGCCAGGGUGGAGCUGGAGCCACAUAUAAGGUGUUGCUGUUUGAGUUUGAGAACUUCCAGGGCUGCAAGGCCGAGUUUUCUGCAGAGUGUAAAGAUGUGACGGAGAAAGGACUGGAGAAGGUCGGAUCUGUCAUAGUUGAGUCAGGACCCUGGGCGGGUUAUGAUCGGCAUGGCUUCACAGGGGAGCAGUUUAUUCUGGAGAAGGGCGAGUAUCCACGCUGGGACACCUGGACCAACAGUCAGAACAGCUACUCCCUCUUAUCUCUAAGGCCACUUAAAGUGGACAGUGCAGAUCACAAGCUACACCUGUAUGAGAACCCUGGAUUUACUGGUAGAAAGAUGGAGAUUGUGGAUGAUGAUGUGCCCAGUUUGUGGGGCCAUGGUUUUCAGGAUCGUGUGGCGAGCGUCAAGGCUCUUAACGGAACAUGGGUCGGCUACAUGUACCCAGGCUACAGGGGGCGCCAAUUUAUCUUUGAGCGAGGAGAUUUCAAGCACUGGAACGACUGGGAGGCCCCUGCACCUCAGAUCCAGUCUGUCAGACGUGUGCGGGACAUGCAGUGGCACAAGAGGGGCUGUUUCAUUGUCCCAGACCCAGCUCCAGCUCCCGGCCCAGGACCCGGCCCCGACCCCGACCCCGCCCCAGCACCUCCUGCCCCACCCGCCACAGCUGGAGCCAGCUGA